AGUAGAGCGUCCCGCUCUCAAGAAGCACGAACAAUAUCCAAGCAAGCUGUUCCUUUCCAAUUGGCGGUGUAGAUGCUGCUUGACAUCAAGAGGGGGCUACGCACAGUCUCUCACCGCAAUGGCUGACUCUGAGCGUCCAACAGAACACUGCUGCCACUGCCAAACCAGAGAUAAUGCCAAAUGCGAAAGGAACAAAGAAUCUCAAGCCACCGAACCCAAUGUGGAAAUACAUGGGCCUUGGAGAAAACUUCCGACCAAGAGUUCCAUCUCGGAAUUGGAUGAUCUUUCUGACCAUCACUGGCACGUUCACCGCAGCAGUCAUAUAUGACAAGAGAGAAAAGAGACGAGCCCAAAGGAAAUGGUGCAAGCUUGUUGAGCACAUAGGAAAAGAGCCCCUUGGGCGGCAGGAAAUGCCAAGGAAGCUCACUGUCUUCUUGGAAGGCCCUCCAAGUGAUGGGCUUCGAGCAGCGCAAGACCACUACAAAGAAUACGUCAAGCCUAUUCUGGUGGCGUCAGGAUUGGAUUGGGACUUCAUACAAGGCAGGAAAGAAGGCGACGUGAGAGCCGAGCUAGCGGAAAAGAUACGAAAUUCCAGGACGCCGCCCGAGCAGCGGACAGAGGAGAGUGUUGUUGAGGAAGUACGCAGGCGGAGCGGCAUCAAGGAAUUCGAUGGAGUACGAGGUGACAUUGUCAUUGGACGACACACCUGGAAGGAAUAUGUGAGAGGUUUACACGAGGGUUGGCUAGGCCCUCUCACCGAACCACCAAAACCGAGCCAGGAGAAAACUGCCGAUGAAAUAAACACAACAGAAAAGCAGCUGGACUCAAUCACAGAACAAACAUCCGGAUUAUCUUCAAAUUCAACAACAGAAGAAGAUGCAAAUUCCCCUACCAAUCGAGCUCUACCUCCCACCGAGCCUGAAUCCAAGCCCGAGGAAAAACCUACAAAACCUCCUCAGCCAGCACCCUUCAUCACAACGUCUGAAUAUCAAUCAGCGGCCAUGCCCCCAGAUCUCCCAUCCGAACUCGAUCCCUCUACACCUAUCUCUUUCCCACACAUUCUAGGAUUCCUCAAUACGCCAAGGCGGCUCUAUCGGUUUCUCAACAGACGAGUUUUGGCAGAUCAAAUUGGCCGUGAAACAGCAGCCAUAAUCCUCGCAACAUAUCGGCCGUAUCACUCCACAACUACACCUCUAACGGCAACAUCAUUCUCCUCAGAUGAUGCAGAGGAAUCUCCCCGAAGUAAAGACCAUGACACAGCACAAACAGCAGAACAACAAACGGCCCUGUUUGAAGAAGAGAAGGAAUGGCACAAAAGUGUACGAGUCCGCGUUGAAGGGGAGCCGGAACGAACGUGGUUGGAGCCAGUUGUGCUGGAUCCACGGAUUUCGUCGAGAAUGCGGAGGUUCGAGCUUACUGCAGAGGAUGAAGCUAGAGCGAGGAGUAUUGUGGUGCCAGAAGCAGAGGUUGAGGGCUGGAUCAAAGGGGGUCUGAGAAGCUUGGGCAAGAUGGGCUUACAAGCUGUUGGACUUGGGAAGAAAGAGAAGGUUUCCAGAGGAGCUGAUGAGGAAGUCCUUGAGUAAAAGGCUCUGUUGUUCGAAAAACGAAAUUGACGUUGUAGGCUAGUUCAGUGAUACCUUUGCUGCAUUAGAUGGAAUUUGCAUUGUACAGUAGCCUGGUGUAUGAUGCCUGGUGUAUGAUCGGUAGCACCACAUA
Hyaloscypha bicolor E is the source of this 1716-nucleotide messenger RNA. RefSeq lists its product as uncharacterized. Gene Ontology annotation, cellular component: cytoplasm; intracellular membrane-bounded organelle; membrane. The coding region runs from base 174 to 1583 and encodes 469 amino acids. Lineage: Eukaryota; Fungi; Ascomycota; Leotiomycetes; Helotiales; Hyaloscyphaceae. Gene Ontology annotation, biological process: sphingosine biosynthetic process. The record is from RefSeq and is a predicted model, not a curated record. The transcript is spliced from 2 exons.